UCCCCUGAAUGCGGCAUACGUUUCCCAGCCGGUGUUUUCAUAUUUCUACGCCCCUCCGCGCCUGUAGGUUGGUUUCCAUGCUUCAGAGACAACAAACGUAGCAUACAGAGGGGGACAUGACUCUGACCAGAGGAUCUUUCACCUACGCCAGUGGGGAAGAGUACCACGGCGAGUGGAAAGAAGGUCGGAGGCAUGGCGUCGGCCAGCUCAAGUUCCAGGACGGAACCCGCUACUCUGGCCAGUUUGAGAACGGACUCUUCCAUGGCUCCGGUGUACUGCUCUUCACGGAUGGAUCCAGGUACGAAGGAGAAUUUUUACACGGAAAGUUUCAAGGCGCAGGAGUCUUCGGUCGAUACGAUGGCAUGAAGUUUGAGGGAGAAUUCAAAGAUGGACGCGUUGAGGGAUAUGGGCUGUUGACCUUCUCGGAUGGAGCUCAUGGCGUCCCGCGAAACGAAGGCUUGUUCCAAAACCACAAGCUCCAAAAGAGAGAAAAGUGUCCAGGGGUGGUGCAGCGAGCGCAGGCCUCCGCCUCCAACGCUCGCAGUCUGGCACUUUGAUUGUAAUGGACCCUGGAGGAGACACAGUCGGAGUUCCAGCACUUCUCAGGAGGGCCUCAAGGAUGUGUACUCGUAGACUUCCCUCCAACUCUUCUCUCUGUGUCCUUCUCUCUUUUUCACCAUAUCUUUCUUUCUCUGCAUCUUAAACUUCACAGUGGCUUAGAUGCACAUGCAGUUUGAACAAUCGAUUUCAAUUUGACUGACUUGAAAUGCACAACCCCAUGAAGCCCACCUUUAACUUCACAGGUCAUGUAAACAUCUAAUGGUGCUGGGUUCCCUUGAUAAAAUGUUAGUUAGAUAGCCUUCAUACAUCAACAACGAAACAUGGAAGACCUUUCAGCUUUGUUUUCUUUCUGCUUCAUCAGGAUUAGUAGUGUGUGGAACAAUUGUGCCACUAAAUUGAUCCAUUUAUCUUACAAAAAAACUGGUGGUACUUAAAGGUCCCCUGUGAUGUUCUGCAAGCUAGCAAAUGUGGACCUAAACAAUGUACAAUUUAGACCUAUUCAAGAUCAUUUGCUUUACAAAUGGUGUAUGAGUAAGGAGAUGCAUUCAAGCCAUACAGUUGUGAAUGUAAACGCAUUCUUUAAAUCUCACCUCUCUUAAUAUUGCUGCUGCAGACUUUACCGUUGCAUGCUUUAUGUCACUGGUGUUUCUCGGUUUUCACAUUUGCCUUAAAGACAUUUCUGUACAGUUCCAAGGUGUCAAUCUAAAAAUGAGAGGACUUGUAGUUCCCUCUCUUUCCCUCCACCAUCAUUUACCAUAUGGUGUAUAUUCUCCUAAGGAAUUUGAGGACUGCAGAAACUGCCUUCACUCUGAAGGACACGUUGCAAAGAUGGGGUUGAGUCUCAGCUCCGAUCACUCACUAGUCCAGUAACCUCUCAAAGUAAAAAGAAAAUCUGAUUUAAAUGCAUUGAACUAGGGACAUAUAUCUUAACUGAGGCAGCUGAAUGGUCAUCAUUCAUGAAGAAGAUGCAUAUUUAAGAAGAUGUCAUUACGUGUGUUUUUUUCCGUGAGAUGUACACAUUUUCAAAGUCAUUGAGAGUGUUUGUUCUGUAGAACUUGUCGUUACUGAGCUUUUGAAGACAAUGUGCUUGAGUGUUUUUAGAAAUGUACUCCCCAUUAACGCCGAUAACAGCUAUGCUCUGAUUACAGUGGAAUUCGGUGUACUCGAACAGCGUAUUGGCCUUCGCAAACUGUUGUAUAUACGUGGCUCGUCUAAGGUUGCUUACAUAGAAAUUCAACCAAAGACAAUCAAAUGAUAUGACAGGGAAGGAAGCCUGGAACCGUCAACAGGAGUUACAUGUGUCAUUUCUUAUAGCUGAACAAUAAAAACAAGUCAAUGAGGACGAAUCCACCUGGGGUUUAGUGUGCAAGAAAACAAAAGGGCCGAAGAUUAAACAGGGAAUUGAUAUGAUGUUCUGUUGUAGAUGUUGCUUAAAUCUACAAACCUGCAUUACUGCAGCGCCUGGUUUUCAAUGUUAUUUUCUAUGAGGGGAAAAAAAAUCAAUACUCAAUAUCACAAACCUGUACUGCUGCCUGUUGUGAGCAGCAUGUAGUGUGCUGCUAAGCACAGGCAGACUGAUUGAAAGUAACAUUGGACACAUAAAAGCAGACCAGUGCAUGCCACCAUCUACGAGCACAAAUCCACUCUCCUGUUUUCUGUAAGUGGAACAUCGUGUUUUUCAGAUCAUGUAAUAGUACUUUUUUCUUCCUGCUAUUUGGGAGAAGGCACCUCUUUGCCUACACACGCCGGCCUGAGUGGAACUGAAUUCACGAAAAUUCCACAUCUAUUUCCAACUGGAAACAAAUGGUGCUUUAAAAGUGUGCCUGCCUGACAAAUAGCAUUGCCAUGGUUACCUUUACUUCAGUAACAACAGGAUGUUGCUUUGAGUGCUGUUAGAAACUACCACACCGUAUCACCUCAUUCUCUUGGAAUACGUCUGAAUUCUUAUCGCAAAGGCUGUGAUGUCCAAAAUAAAGCCUCGUGCUGGGAAAAGAAACGUUUCAUUGUGCUUGGGCAAAGAAACAAAAAAAAGUCAUUCUUUUUGUGAUAAUUAUGCAGCUAUUUCUAAUGUACUAAGCCAAAGGCAGAGAUGCGAGCUACAGGAAAGAAGUUUAACCAUUUCAUGGAUGAACAGAAAAGCAGAAGCCUCCCACUGUUUCACCCCCCUUCUCGUUCCACAGUUCAGCACAACAGCAUUUAACGUUAAGCUCACUGGAAAUAAAAGCAACAUUACUCGUCCAACAGACUUAAUCUGUCCGAUUCCAAGAACUUUAUUAUAUGGACUAUGUACUGCCAUGACUGUUAGGGUCGACAAAAUAAAUGAUGGCUCUGUAGACAGCCUUGUAUUACA
This is a messenger RNA of Gasterosteus aculeatus aculeatus (three-spined stickleback), 2911 nucleotides long. It is a transcript of the gene morn4, whose product is annotated as MORN repeat containing 4. Gene Ontology annotation, cellular component: cell projection. NCBI's taxonomy places the organism in Eukaryota, Metazoa, Chordata, Actinopteri, Perciformes, Gasterosteidae. The record is from RefSeq and is a predicted model, not a curated record. Gene Ontology annotation, biological process: response to axon injury.